Hemicordylus capensis (graceful crag lizard) is the source of this 3608-nucleotide messenger RNA. RefSeq names its product apolipoprotein M (gene APOM). Bases 118 to 762 code for a protein of 214 amino acids. Gene Ontology annotation, molecular function: lipid carrier activity; phospholipid binding. The record is from RefSeq and is a predicted model, not a curated record. Gene Ontology annotation, biological process: high-density lipoprotein particle clearance; cholesterol efflux; high-density lipoprotein particle assembly. NCBI's taxonomy places the organism in Eukaryota, Metazoa, Chordata, Lepidosauria, Squamata, Cordylidae. Gene Ontology annotation, cellular component: very-low-density lipoprotein particle; high-density lipoprotein particle; low-density lipoprotein particle. The transcript has 8 exons.
ACACCUUGGUUGAGAGUGGACUCUAGACUCCAGAGGGCUAAACAUUUAACCAUGAGGAGGCAAAGGUGAGCCUAGCAGGAUGUGAGUGCAGAGACCGGUUCUCUGAGCAAACCACCAAUGGCUCUCGAAAUGGAGAUACCAUGGGCCUGUCUCCUCUACCUCUACGGGCUCCUUGUAAAUGCCCUUUCUCUCUGUGAGGCUCCUGUGAAGCUGCAUGCCAAUGAGCUGGACCGAGACCAGUUCCCUUUGCAGUAUCUUGGCAGAUGGUUUUUCAUUGCCGCCGCUUCAGCAUCCCCUUCCUCACUGGAGACAUUCACCACCACUGACAACACGGUGUUUCGCAUGACACAGAGCGACAGCCCAGAACGGCUGCAACUACAAGCUGCCAUCCAACUGAAGACAGGCGAGUGUAUGCCUAGAUCAUGGAUUUACUUGCUGAAGGUGAACAGCACGGAUAUGGCUACAGAAGGCCGGCCCCACAUGCGAACAGAGCUCUUCUCUUCCAAGUGCCCUGAUUCCAUCAUUGUCCAGGAAACAGACCAAGACUAUCAGAGGAUCCUUCUAUACUCCCGCGUCCUCCAUCCUGCUGAGGAAUGUAUUGCUGAUUUCAAGGACAAAGCAUUUUGCCUUGACAUGGAUGAAUUCCUGCUUAUUCCCAGGACCCAAGAGAAGAAACAGGGAAGAGAAGAGUGGAAGUUUAUACUUACCAUCCCCCUGACCUCCGUGAUGCACACAGAUGUCUGUGAAUUCCAAGACUCUUGACCCUCAGACCCUUGGACAUGUUGGCAGAAACCAAUCAUCCACUGAAGUUUAUUGUCACUUGGAGAAUCAACUGCUUUACACUCUUUUUUGUUGUUGUUAAAUUUAAAAAAUCCUUUUCUGGUGGCCAAAAAAUAUACAGUGGUCUUCAGGGCGAUCACAGGAUUGGGGCAAUUGCUGGUUGGGACUGAAUACUGUCAGAAUGGAGAAAGGGUGGCAUGGAGGAGUCCAAGGACUAAGAUGAAGAGAGGCCUUACUGGAAUUGGGGCCAUAACUCAUGGUAGAGAAUCUGCUUUGCAUGCAGAAGACCCAGGCUCAAUUUUUGACUGCUCCUGCUGGGGCUGAGAAAAACAGUCUGCCUGAAGCCCUGGAGAGCCACUGACAGAGUAGACAGUGCUAAACUGGAUGGACCAAAGGUCUGACUCAGCAGAUGACAUCUUCCUAUGUAAACUAGGGAUAUGCACGGUGCGACCAAAUGCCGGUUUGGUGGCGGGUUGCCUUUAAGCAGGAGGGAGGGUGCUCUCCCCUCCCCCACUGGUGCUGUGACCAAAAUCGCUGGCACAGGGCAGCAGCGUACCCUCUUGCCACCCCGGUCAGCGUCAGACUGGAAAUGGCCAGUGCACGUGUCUCCUGCUUAAAGGUAACUCCCUCCUGCCAGUUCAGCGGUCCGUAAAAGUUCUGCUGAACUGGUUUGUGCACAUCCCUACUGUAAACAGGAGGUUCCAAACUCUGUGCAUCCCUCAUAAUGUUUAUCCAAGGGCAAAUCAGCAUGAAAGAAAUGCUCAACUACUCAGCCACCCUUCAGAUGCCUCACUCCAAGCAUUUAAAAGAAAACUUUUCCCAGCCAGUCUCUGAAACAGGAAAUCCAUGUGAGGAACGGUUGCGGGGAGUAUUUGAUUGAUUGAUUUCUAUACCACCCUUCCAAAAAUGGCUCAGGGUGGUUUACACAGAGGAAUAAUUAAUUAAUUAAUUAAUUAAUUAAUUAAUAAGUAAGUAAGAUUCAUCCCUGUCCCCAAAGGGCUCACAAUCUAGAAAGAAACAUAAGAUAGACACCAGCAACAGUCACUGGAAGUACUGUGCUGGGGUUGGACAGGGCCAGUUACUCACCCCCUGCUAAAUAAAGAAAAUCGCCACAUUAAAAGGUGCCUCUUUGCCAAGUUAGCAGGGGUUACUUGGGUUAUUUGUAGGAAGAAACUGGCAGCUGUCUGAAGGGUUAUGAAUAUGUACCUCUCCUAUCAAAUACCUGUAAGUGCCUCUUAAAUACCCUGAGCACUGGAACCCACACCCAAAUUCUGAAGAGAAUCUUUGCCAGAAUUUUACAAAAGUUGCCUGCUUUCCCAUGUUGUGUCCAACUGCCAUGAGGACUAGCAGCAUGCAUAUUUGUAGAUCCCGCUGGUUAUAAUCAAGUAUUUUAGAGUGUGUGCUGUUUUUUGAAGUUUCCCUUUUAAUUUAAAUAUAUAGAUAUAUAAACACAAAUUGGAAAAAUAAACAGAUCCAGAACAAUAGUGUUUAGCUGUUAAACAGCAUCCAGGAUAUAGAUACACAGGUUAGUUUAUGUACUUCUCCCACGCACACCCACCCUAUUAACAUCCCAUGCAUUCCCAAAUAUGUCAAGAUAUUUUGGUUCCCCCUGAAGAAGGAAUACACCCACUAUUCAUCCAAACCACAUACAGCAACAUUCUCUCUAGAAAAGGCACUAGAGAACAUCUAGGCUCCUAAAGUGGUACAAGACAAAACAGGGCAGGGAAGAGGUAUAUUUUUACUCUUAGAACUUAUACAGAUGAGUCGUUUUCAGAGAUAUGGAAAUGUUCUCCUCCUCCUGUGCAUACCACACAGUUCCACCCACCCACCCACACCAUUAUUAUUGGCACAUCAUUUCCCCAGAAGAUUUUAAUAAGACUUCUGUAAGGACCUGCUAAAAUACAUUUGUGUGAACUCCAGUGGCCCUUAUUGGCUAGUGCUUUUAAAAUCACUGAUGAUACAACCCACACCUUCCAAUGCCUAUAGUUUGGGGACCAUUUUCUAAAUAUAUAUUUUAGGGUGAGUGCUUAUUAGCUUUUCUACUUGAGCACUCAUGUAGCCCUUUAAAGAGUCACCAGUCCUGUUUAAUGUAGUUGUGAUGGAGUUCGAUUUAAACCAGCAGAACAAGUCAGUCACAACAAACACUCCCCUUACCCAUCAUUUCCCCAUACAAAUGCCCUCCAAAACAACUUUUAAUUGUUCUGCCCACCUAAAAUUGGAAGUGCUUCCAUUUUCUUCAGGGGAGGCAUUUGAAGGUGUGAAUCGGCAGGCCUGGGAAGGGUGAAAGCAUACCUCCCACUUUUUCUUCCCUACAAAUUAAGCAUUUACAUUGCCUCAGGACUUGCUGAUAUAUGCGACAUCCCACCAUGCUGAGAAUCUUUUACCACCAGAGUCCUCAAACUUGGGUCUCCACAUAUUAUUGGACUACAACUUCCAUCACCCUUGGCCACAAUGGCCAAAGGGAUUAUGGGAAUUCUAGUCCAACAUUUGGAGGCUCAAGUCUGAAAACCCUGUUAACGGGUUUCUCUCCCUCUUUUCAAAUGGGCAAAUAAAGUGGGUGUGGUUUUUUUUUAGUUUCUCAAGGCUUCCCACUGAGCUGGACCAUAAGGAAGCCAAAUAGUCCCUUGGAAAAGGUUGCAUUUGAAAUAAGGUGGGAACCAACAAACAGGAAUACUAGUCCCAGCAACUGUUCUCCUUUUGUGUUCCUGUUGUGAGUUACAGCUGCAUUGAUCCUCUUCUUUGCUGCAGAUCAUUUUUGCCCCUGAGGCUGGGAAGAGGUCAGGUCCAUUGCUCUGAAAAAGGAAUCUUCUCCAUAAGCCCUUGGAAAC